UAAGGUAGGAUUCAAACGUUUGCACUAAGUUUUAUUUAAUGUAUACCAAGCAUAAUGACUUUAACGCAUUAUAACCCCGAUGAAACGUAUACAAUGUGUGAUACUAGCAGUAUGGAUCAGCAUAUCUAUCUAGAUUUUGACAAUAAACCCGACAUUAAGAAAAAUAACCGUCCAUUUCUGAAACGUUCUACAAAAAGAAUUAUAUUAUGCGCUAUUGCCAUUGUCACGACAGCUGUUUUAUCAUCAGGAAUAACGUUUGCUGUUCUGUAUUUUAAUGGUAACUAUAAUUCAGAGGGAAAACAUCAGUCUGCUGUGGUUAACAAAACUCAGUCGUGCGAAAACUUUGAACUGGACAUUCAUGGAAAUAAAAAAUGUACACAGUCUAAUGAUAGAACGUUUUCAAACUUGAAUUUCCGUGUAAAAUCUGUAGGAACACAUUGUCCUAUUGAUUGGUAUAAGAAUGGCGCUGCUUGUUAUAUGAUACGUCACGACAAGAGAACAUGGUUUCAAGCAAGAGAUUUCUGCCGAAGCCAGGGAUCUGAUCUAGUUAGUUUCCAUAGUAAAGCUGAAGUUGAUACAUUUCCGAAAAACCAAUUAAAAGAAGAACCGUAUUGGACUGGCUUGAAUGAAAUUGAUCAUAAAGGUACAUUCAAAUGGAGCGAUGGGACUCCACUGGAUUAUACAAAUUGGAACUUAUACGAACCGAACCAUUGGAACAACUUUGAACAUUGUGUCGAAAUGGAGCACUUUACUCACAAAAAAUGGAAUGAUGGUAAUUGCUAUAUUUCACAAAGUUUUAUCUGCAAAUUGAGUCUUACUGUCAAAUGUGGGAAUGGCAAUUGGUCUCUAUAUAAUGGAUCGUGUUACCUGUUUGAUGACACGAAGUUGUCAUGGACAGCCGCUCGUCAAUCAUGUCUAGAUAAGGGUGCAGAUUUAAUCAGCAUUGGUUCGGACAAUGAAUUUUCACAUGUUCUGAGUGAAGCUUUUCGAUCGUCUUCGUCAGUCAAAUGGAUAGGUCUAAAUGAUUUUGCGUUGAUCGGCAAAUAUGAAUGGCUUGAUGGAACUGUUUCGAAAAAUCUAACAUGGGCUAAUAGUGAACCAAACAAUGACAAACAUUAUUGUGUCUACUUUGGGAGACUUGGUAAUAUUUAUGAUGCAGACUGUGCAACAAUGAUCGGGUACAUUUGUGAGAAAGUUUUGUGAAUUUCAUUUUUUGAAUUUUUAAGAGAUUCGUUGGCUUAGAAAUGACAAAAUUGAAUAAACACUUAUAAAUGGCUUUUACUAUGCGGUAUGGUCUUUGCUCAUUUUUGAAGGCCGUACGGUAACCUAUUGUUAUCAAUGUCUGUGUCAUUUUGGUCUCUUGUGGAUAGUUGUCUCAUUGGCUAUCAUACCACAUCUUCUUUUUUAUAUUAUAACUUGGUAUGUUAGAUGUGUGAUAUUUAAAAAAAAUAAAAUUUGAAUUUGGUAUAUUUAAUGAUUUGUUUAUAGAUUAAGUGUGCGUUGAAUGUUUAUAAUCAAUCAGCUUUAUUUAUAUGUAUGGACUUUAUUUUCAUAUGGUAUAAUACUUGAUAUUUAAAUAUCUUUAGAGAAAAAGAUUUUUGACCUCAAAACCCGAUUUUCACUGUUAAAGGGAUUGAUUGUUUUUGCUUUAUGUUGCAUUUGAGUAAUUAACAGCUCCAUAGACUUAGAUGGAGAAUAGUUGAUCUCCAAAAAAUAUUUAAUUUUAAAAUACUUCAUAGAAAAAAAAAUCAUGUACUUAUAUUAUGAUGUCAUUAAAAAAGGGUACCAUCCCUCGAAAAAUGUUAUCAACCUUGAAGUCAAACGUCAUGUUUUCUUCUAUCUGUUUGCUGUUUUUAUCCGACCGCACUUCUUAAGUAAACGUGAUAUUAUUCUUCUAUUCAAUUAAACAGAUUUUUAAUUCCUCAUAUACUUUUCAUAAAUCAAUGUACAUGCUGUGCAGAAAACAACAUAACAAAAAUGGGUCUAUAUUAUUUCACUCCAUGCCCAUAAAACUGAUAUUGUAUAAUACAAUACUGGUAAAUGUACCUAAAAUCAAUUCAACAUUUUUCGAAAAUUACGAAAGAAUUAUUAUAGAAAGAGGAUCAAAUAUGACUUGAAGACAAAUUUAUUUACGUCUUACUGAAUAAAUGAGGCUUACAUUACCAUGUUUAGACAUAUACCUGUUGGUGAUUUUCAAAGAAACUCUAAUGCAUAUUGCCUUUAUUUGGCUUUUAAAACAUUUAAGCU
This is a messenger RNA of Mytilus trossulus (common blue mussel), 2247 nucleotides long. Its product is annotated as macrophage mannose receptor 1-like. The transcript has a single exon. NCBI's taxonomy places the organism in Eukaryota, Metazoa, Mollusca, Bivalvia, Mytilida, Mytilidae. The coding region runs from base 55 to 1203 and encodes 382 amino acids. The record is from RefSeq and is a predicted model, not a curated record.